Messenger RNA from Aspergillus sclerotioniger CBS 115572, 1354 nucleotides. RefSeq names its product NmrA/HSCARG family protein. Lineage: Eukaryota; Fungi; Ascomycota; Eurotiomycetes; Eurotiales; Aspergillaceae. The record is from RefSeq and is a predicted model, not a curated record. The transcript is spliced from 3 exons. The coding region runs from base 75 to 992 and encodes 305 amino acids.
UCAAGACAAGCCUGUCCUGGAGAAAGCAACGUCAACUUCACAACCAUAUCAUACCAUCUCAAUCAACCCUCACCAUGUCCCAGAUUCUCACAGUGUUCGGUGCCACCGGCAAUCAGGGAGGCUCGGUAAUUAAGGCCGUCCUUGCCGACCCGGUCCUCUCCAAGCAGUUCAAGAUCCGCGGUGUCACUCGGGAUGCCUCCAAGCCAGCUGCUAAGCAACUAGCUAACCAGGGUGUCGAGCUCGUCGUGGCCGACAUGUCCUCGGUGGAAUCCGCCCUUCCCGCCGUUCAAGGCGCCGACACCGUCUUCUUCGUCACCAACUUCUGGGAGACCAUGAGCCACGACACUGAAGUCGCUCAGGGCAAGGCAGUGACCGAUGCCAGCAAACAAGCCGGCGUCAAGCACCUGAUCUUCUCUUCCCUGCGCAACGUCACCGAGAUCAGCAACGGCCGCCUGCCCAACGUGUCGCACUUUGACGGCAAGGCCGAGAUCGAGCAGUACAUCCGUGCCAGCGGAGUUCCUGCAACCUUUGUUCUGGCUGGCCUGUUCAUGUCCAACUUCUUCCAGAUGCUGAACAAGCAGGGUGACACUUAUACACUUGCCUGGCCUGUCGACCUGGAUAAGGCCCAGGUGCCUCUCUUUGAUGUUGCUAGCGAUACCGGUAAAUUCGUCAAAGCCGCCCUCAAGAAUCACCCCGCUACGCUCGGCCAGCGGAUCCUCGCGGCUACCGAUUACUACUCACCUCGUCGGAUCGUGGAGGAGUUCCAGCAAGCCACCGGCUACCAGGCGCAGGCUGUUACCAUCCCUGCCGACGUCUUCAAGUCGUUCCUACCACCCCCUGUUGCCCAGGAGAUGCUGGAGAACAUUCUCUUGCUGGAGGACCCAGGUUACUAUGCUGGAGAGUCUCUGACACCGUCUCAUGAACUCUUGGAUAAGGAGGAUAAGCCCACGCAGUGGAAGGAGUUUGUUUCACGCAACCAGGAGAAGUGGUAGUUUAUUAUACCGAGCCCAAUAAUAGGAAAGAAACAUUCGACUUGCUUCACUACUACUUUUGGGUAAUAUGCCGAGAGAGCGGAAUACCCCACUCCGUGUACCUUAGAGCCGAGGGCAUCCUAUCUCAACCAUCGACAUGAUUGGGGCAGGGAAGUGGGCGACGGGCUUAGCAGAAGGCCGAAAGCCGGUUCAGCCAAGGAGCUAAAUUCCCCGCAUUAGAAAGAUACCUCUGAUUCUAGACCAUCCCCAUGGCACCAACUUACGAUAGAAUAAAGGCGACCAAGAGAAACAUUGUUAUUUGUUAUCCAGAUCUUCAAAAUUGUCAACUUGGUUUACUUUUAUUCAUAUCCAUAACUCCCAUA